UUACACAGGUAGAGAUGACAAAAACAAAUCCAGCGGAUUGGUGACAAAAUUGUCGUCAAAUAAAAUGUAAAUAUUUCAACCUUUCUGACUGCAUUAAAAAAAAAGAUUAGUAGGCUAUACAUGUUUGCAAAGUUAUAUAUCUGCUUAACUAACACUAAAAUAUUGAACACAGCAUCAACCUGUAAAUGACUAAGAGGGACGUCACCAGUUCCCAUAAUAGGCCCCAAACAAAAAGAAGUUAUCAGUUUUUAACAGGAAGGCUCUGCAUCAAACUUACUCUCACAGCAACAUGGCAAAGUCAACACCCAACAUGGUAAACGGAAGUAGUUAACGAAACAACCAACCACAGGAAACAACGGUAGCUCAAAUACAUUCGUAUUGUUGCCCUUGCACCGCCUAAUUUACAGCCAUCAUGAGUUCUUGCUUCGGCAAACCAGAAGAACAAGAUCCAACCACCACAGAGCUUCAGGAAGCUUGAGCACAGACAGCUGUGCAGCUAGUCAUGCUGAUGGGGAAAGAGGAACAUGACGAUGGCAGAGCUAACCCUGUCAAGUUUCACAACGAUGAAUUCUAUAACGCCAUUAUGGAUGAAGACUUGGGACGUAUAGAGGGCAUGUCAAGAGAGUAUGGGAGCAACACUCUCAUCCAGAUGCAACAGGGUGCACCUGGAGAAGUUUUCUGGAAGGGCUUUGCUAUCUUCCCUCUUCACCUGGCUGCCUCUUACAGAAGAGUAAAGAGCAUGCAGAGGCUGCUCUCUGCAGGGGCGGACCCUGAAAUGAGGGACCAGCAGGGUCGAACCACUCUACACUUGGUGAUAGCCAGCUGGCCAAGCAUUCCUACUGGUUUGUCGAAACGACAAUCUAAAUUCCUGACUGCUGUAAUCAGCGCUCGGAGGCAGGCAGAGGCCUGUCUGCAGCUCCUCUGUGAGCAUGGCGUUGACGUCAAUGCAGAGGUGGAGGGAGAGAGUCACCAAACGGCUCUCCACCUGUCAGUACGCUACGCUGCACAGUCUGCUGCCCAGAUUCUGUCCGUCCACGGUGCUAAUGUGAAUGCUGUGGACAGCUCUGGGAUGACAGCCCUGCAUAUGGCUGCCGGGAUGCUGCAUCAGGACCUCAUAGCAAGCUUGAUCAAGGAGGGAGCAGAUUUAAACGCGGGGGUGAAGCACUCAGGGAACACUCCUCUGCACCUCGCUGCCAUGUCAGUGUCUCUGAAGAGCAGUAAAGCCCUGGAGGAAAACAUCCGAUGCGUCUCUGAGCUGCUUAAGCAGGGGUCAGAGGUCAAUGCAGUCAACAAAGCUGGUGUCACGCCCUUACAGGAGGCCUGCAGCAUGGGCAACAAGGAGCUGGUGGACCUCCUGCUCGAACACGGAGCCGACAUCAACCAGCUGAGUAACGCCGGGGAGAACUGUCUGUUCCUGUUCCUGAACCACAGGCGGAACGUUCGGAAGCGAUCUCUGCUGGCGAAACUCCUCAGUCUGACGUCCCCGCUCACCAUCUACAACCACAGCGGCCUCCUGCCCGACACCCUGACCCUACCAUGUUUCCUCAAACAGAGAGGCCAGCUACUUAGUCUCACUCAGCAGCCGAGGAGGCUUCAAGAUAUCUGCAAGUGUUCUAUUUAUCUACGACAUGUUCAAAGUGAAAGAGAUGAGGCGAGGACAAUUCUGCCUGUGAAACUUUACGACUUUGUGUUCAACGUCUGGGAGAAUUUACACAUUUCCUUUGGAGACUGAUGGUGAAAGGGAACUCAUUUAAUCACCGUUGAGGUUUGUUUCAUGGACACGUUGAAUUUGCUGAGCCUUGAAAACAUUGCAAACACAAGUUGAUGAAAUAAAAUGGAGCACAGCACUUUA
Labrus bergylta (ballan wrasse) is the source of this 1852-nucleotide messenger RNA. RefSeq names its product ankyrin repeat domain-containing protein 61. Gene Ontology annotation, molecular function: protein binding. Lineage: Eukaryota; Metazoa; Chordata; Actinopteri; Labriformes; Labridae. The record is from RefSeq and is a predicted model, not a curated record.